AUGUCAACGCAACAUGGCCAGUUUGACCAGCGGCGUUUUCGCUUGGAGGAGUCGACACACCUCAACGGUGGUGCGCGCACCGUCUUCAUCGAGCACAUGACGCCAGGCACGCAGGUGCCCCCGCACCGUCACCACCGCUUCAGCGAGACGUUCGAUCUCAUCUCUGGCAGCAUGUCCGUGUACGCGACGGAUGAGAAGCCGGAUCUCGAGGCCUUGGAUGCCUCGGUGCAGGAGCUGAAGGUCGGUGUGCCCGUCGUCGUACCCAAGGGCAAUCACCACAUGUAUCGCGUGGGCGACGAGGAUACGGUGCUAAGAUGCAUUGUGACGCCGGGAGAUGCGGAUUUUGAACGGCUGUUGAUGAUCAUGAACGGACUGGCGAGGGAUGGACGGAUGGAGGGCCCGGAGGCACUGGGAAGCAGCUUGUUGCUCAUGGCGAUUGCGUUCGACUUGAGUGACGCGCACGUUAUUGGGCCGGUCAGUGAUAUGUUGAAGGGGGUUAAAGCGGAGCAGGGCACAGCGAUCGAAGAGCUGAAGAAGAGCUUGCUGGCAUCGUACCAUAACGAGGAAGGCCUGAAGGAUUUACUGCGCGGAAAUGCCUGA
This is a messenger RNA of Cyphellophora europaea CBS 101466, 600 nucleotides long. RefSeq lists its product as uncharacterized. The coding region runs from base 1 to 600 and encodes 199 amino acids. Lineage: Eukaryota; Fungi; Ascomycota; Eurotiomycetes; Chaetothyriales; Cyphellophoraceae. The transcript has a single exon. The record is from RefSeq and is a predicted model, not a curated record.